Molecule: messenger RNA, 2727 nt
Organism: Schizophyllum commune H4-8
Lineage: Eukaryota; Fungi; Basidiomycota; Agaricomycetes; Agaricales; Schizophyllaceae
Gene: Bri1
Product: putative regulator of mushroom formation
Exons: 4
Coding region: 102-2615 (837 amino acids)
Molecular function (GO): DNA binding
Source: RefSeq, a predicted model, not a curated record
UAUCUCUCCAGCUCCUUUCAUUGCGCUGACGGUGCGCGCGCGUCAGUCCUCAACAGACCCCAGGUGGCGGCUUCCCCGGCGAGGGCCCAUACUUCGGCAACAUGGACGCCGCAACGGCAAAGCAGAUGGCGGCGCUUACCGCAGCUGGACAGCUCCGGCACGCCAGUACUCGUUCGUUUGCAGGGCCAGGCGGCGGAACAAAUUCGGCAGCAUUUGGCAGCCCCGGUCCAUCAGCCGCGCACGACUUGUCCUCUUCCAGCACCCCCCUUCAGUCGGGUAGCAGUAUGCACGCCAACAACUUCCCGCCAGACGCGGCAGCGGCAGCGCAGCAGAACCCAGCGCUCGCCCGACAGAUCAUGAUGGCCCAGCAGCACAAGCGCUUCCUUAUGACCCUCCACCAAUUCCACAUAAACCGCGGCAAUCCCCUUCCCCCUCAGCUUACCGGCAUUCCAUCGCCUACUUUCAACCCCCAGACAACGAUCUGGAAGCAAGUGGAGCUAUGUCCCACCGAGCACGGCGCGUUCCGAGUUGCGGGCAAGGACGUUCCCCUCCUCCGCCUUUGGCAGAUCAUCUCACAAGCAGGCGGUUUCAACCAUGUCAGCGCGCAGAAUUUAUGGCCCCGCGUCAUCCAAGUGUUUGACAUUCCUCCGGAAAUGCCUGGCACCAGAGAGUCCGCUGCCAUGGUCCUCAAGUCGUACUACAACGGGAUCCUCGCCCCGUUUGAGGAAUUGCAUCGUAACAACAAGAACGCGCAGCAGCAACUAGCCCAAGCUGUCCAGCCCGCCGUUCCCGACCCCAUGGGGGCGAUCGGGGGCGCGCAGGUACCGAACAGCUUCCCCGAUGCCGCCAUGUCGCCGUCCGCUUCUCGAGGCCGUGCAAAUGCCUCUCUUCCGCCGAGUACCCCUCAAGCCUCUGGACCCGCCCCACUCGACCUGCCAGCGGACACCAUGGUGGACAAUGCCCCCAACGUCGAUUCUGGGUUAAAGAGGAAGUUGGAGUUGGAAGAGGCGGAGAUGAAACGAAGCCGCCAGAAGACAGAACCAACUCCCGAUGCCGCAUCCGCCGUCACCGCAGCCCCGCCAUCUGCGUCUGGCAGCGUACAGGGCAGCCGCGCUCGCGCUCGCCCGAUGCGCAGGAAGAUCGAAUAUGUUCCCUUUGCCCGCGAGGUUGACACCUUUGGCGGACGCGACCUUGCCGCCUUGGAAAAGUAUGCGGAGGAGGCACGACGGCGGCCCAUCCGAGACUUCAACGAUUGGGGCAACAUCGACGUCGAUCACCUCAUCAUGUCUCUGCGCUCGCGAGUCGCGACCGAGCUCUCAUACGCCCUCACCACGCUUUCGAUGCUUUCAGCAAUGCGCAUAUCGGGCCCAAACUCUGGCUUCCAGAUAUCCUUGUGCCCAGACCUACUCGACGAGUUGCUGGAUCUCCUUGAAGACACCGCGUUUGAAGGCGCGAUGGAUACGGACGCGGACACCCUUGACGACGAUACCUUCACCCAUCGGGAACUCAUGAGCCACGUCUACGACGAGGAGGAUCAGCCGUUCGCCGUUCUGAAACCCAAGCAAGCUGGCAAACCGAGCGGACGUGGCCCGCUUCCGCCGCCAUCGCACGCCAUACAAAUCAUUAUGGGCAUCCUCCGCAAUCUCUGCGCGUUCGAGGCGAAUUGCGAGUUCCUGGCCGGCCAAACGCGUUUGUACGACUGCGUCUUGAGACUAUGCUCGUUCAGGCGGGAAGCUGACGGCUCUCCCAACGCCGCGUCGCCUGCGUUGUCGUUGACCAACCUGAUUGCGACGCGGAAAGAGGCGCUGUACAUGUUAUGUAACCUCGCGCCAUAUACGAGGUUCACGAAGAAGGAUCCCGCAAACCCGCCGAAGGUGGCCCUUCGCCGGGCGAAGCAUGUAUUCCAGUUGUUGGCGUCGUUCAUCAUCGACGACACGGAAUCUGUGCCCCCGCUGCAGCAUGCGCAACUGUGGACGAACACCCCGCCGCAGCAUUACCGCCCUUCAGGCCUCACGGAUAUCGCCCUCGAAGCCCUGACAUCCGUCUGUCAGCCCGACAGCAACCGGCAGGUGCUCGCCAAGGCGCUCCCGAAUACGUCGCUCUGGCGAACGUUUACCGCGCUAGUGCACCGUCUACCCGUCGCCGAAGCCGACUUCCAGCUCGUCUCGCGCGACGUGUGGUACGCCUACACCGAGAAGCUGCUCCUCGCGCUCUACUCCCUCGCCUUCUUUGCCCCACCCGCGACAAAGGCGAAGCUCGCGCGCGACCGCUCCCUCGCCGUGCGCGCGGUGCUGAUGCGCGUUGUGCACAAGCUCACGCGCGGCGUCGACGCGCCGGAGAUGCGGCAGUGGUUCACCGCGCCCGUGCGCCGGGCGAUCGAGACGCUGAAGGUGCUGGAGGACGCGGCGGAUCCGUUCGUGGUGGCGGAGGAUACGGCGGCGCCGACGUUGUCGUUCGGGAUGGGCUUUGGGCAGGGUGGGGAGAGUACGGAUGAGGAGGGGCAUGGGCUGCUGGCGGCGUAUCGGGAGCAUGGGCUGGAGGUGCUGCUGGCGAUGCAGGCGCAGGAGAGUGUGCCGUUCAAUGAGCUGGAUAGCUUGAUUCGGGUAGAGGUGUGAUGGACAAGUUCUGUACUACGUAGUAUGUAUUGGCAUUGUAAGAGGGAUUCCCUUUCCAUCUAUGAGGAGUGUGAGAUCCGAGCCCAGCGGCCAUCUACCAAAUGCGAUGGGC